AGCAUUUAGCGACUUCAGGCAUCUCAGUUCUUCCAUGUCAGACUUGUUUUCAUGGAGGAAGGGUGAUGCUGUUCCAGAGGUGGGUCGGGCUUAGGGUCGGAUCUUUCUCAUCACUGUGUUUGGGGAGGAUCAAACCGCCCCUCUUUGAAAUAGGGAAGGAGACACACGUGUGUAUUUGCAGGAGUCGCUCUCGUAACUACGUUUCAGUAAUGGCAGAGGAAGCAAAGAAACUCGCCGCGUACGCUGCAGUGGACAACCACAUACAGACCAACCAGGUCGUUGGGGUUGGUAGUGGCUCUACAAUAGUGUAUGCUGUGGAUAGGCUGGCGGAGAGAGUGCGGCAGGAGAAGUUAAAAAUUGUGUGUGUCCCCACCUCCUUCCAGGCGCGCCAGUUGAUUCUGAAGCAUGGCCUCACUCUCUCUGACCUGGACAGGCAUCCAGAGCUGGAUGUUGCCAUUGACGGUGCUGAUGAAGUGGACGCAGGCCUCGCUCUGAUCAAGGGAGGAGGAGGCUGUCUGACCCAGGAGAAGAUUGUAGCUGGUUGUGCCAAACACUUCAUUGUCAUCGCAGACUUCAGAAAGGACUCAAAGUCUUUAGGCCAGCAGUGGAAGAAGGGGGUCCCCAUAGAGGUUAUUCCUAUGGCGUAUGUCCCGGUUUCCAGGACCAUUGCCAAGAGGUUUGGUGGAGAGGCUGUAUUAAGGAUGGCUGUGAGCAAAGCGGGUCCUGUAGUGACUGAUAACAGCAACUUUAUCCUGGACUGGAAGUUUGAGCACAGCCAGAACUGGAAGGAAGUCAACACAGCCAUCAAAAUGAUCCCAGGUGUGGUGGAGACUGGGCUGUUUGUAGGGAUGGCAGAGAAGGCUUACUUUGGCAUGGAGGACGGAAGUGUGAAGGUCAGAGACCCGCCAAUCAUCUAAGACUCGACCCGCUCAACGGAGACCUCGCCUGCGGAGCACUCAACUCAAGAGAUGUUCAGCCUGACACCUCAAGUGCCCAUGAAGAAGAUAUCACACACACACACACACACACACACACACACAGAGCCAGCCAUACCUCUGUAAAUGUCCCCUUACUUUGGGUGUAAGCUACUAACAAUUUUCUACUUAUGUACCCAGAGAGUCUCUCUCGUCUCCUCUUGUAAAGUCCAGGUCAGGUGUAACAUGUCAGAUGAAGACACUGGGAGUUGGAUGGGGAAGUGUAUUCCUCAAAGCAGAAUCACCAAAUUAUCUGAUCAAAUGCAAUCCAAAAGUACAACCCAACCCAGCACUUUUCACCUAAGACUUAGAGUCAGAUUUGGGUGUUCUCCAUGUCUGACUUUGCAUAGUUAUCUGACUGACAUGAAGAUUAUGCUUUGUGGAAUAUCCCUCUGCACUUACCCUAAUGGUUUCACUCUUCUGCCAAGGCAUUGCUGAAAGAUUAACAUCUCCCCAUACUGGACCUCUUACAGACCGGUGCUAAAUCUGAGAGAGCGAGGCCGUCUGGGUGUUGUCUGUUUCUUCUUCCUCUCUAUUUCUCACGCUUGACUGAGAACUUGAUAGUUGUGGAGGAAGAAGUUAAAUGUCUCUCCCUCUCAGACUGAGGGGUGAAUUUUAGCCUAAAAUGCAUGUGUGUCAAUGUGAUUUGACAGUUCACCACUUAACUGCAUGUGUUCUCUGCUCACUCUCAUGCACAUGGCCAUGAAUAUGUGACUCAAAUGCAUUAGUGAUAGAAGAAAUGUCAGUAGUUCUUUUCAAUAUGUGCCUCGUAUUUGUUUCAGUGGUGGAAUGGUUGGCUCAGUCAUUAUCUGAGGAACCUGGGCCCUGCAUAUUUAAGAUGCCUCUCCUGUACUGUACACACUAAUUAAUAGGCAGCAGACAAUUAAGAUGUCCCUCACUUAGGUGUGUGUGUGUGUUUUCAGCCAAUCAAUGGUGUUAUAAUUGCCUGCUGAGCUCACAAUUUUGUGGUAGAGCAGGAAGAGGCAUAUAAUGUGUAGUGCCAAGGGGUCUCAUGUAAGCAGCACUGAAAAACCUGGACACUGCGGUGGUUUUGGCCUUUCACCAUGGAACAAACAUGCAUAACCCCCCCCCCCCCCCCCCCCCCUGUUCAUCCAUGUCCACAAAUAUCUGUAGUCUGUUUGAUCUCUUACUGUUUUAAUAUCACUCUCUCAAGUGAGUCCCUGUUCUUUCCCCUUGUAUUGCACUUGUGAUUGUAUCCUUGUUAGAAAAGCAGAACAUGUGCUUACUAAUUAAGAAAUUAUAUUUUUCUUUCCUUUUUUUUUUUUUAAGUUCAAUGUCAUGACCUUUGUGUUAACUGUGUUCUAUGAGAAUGUGCCUGUUUGCCAAUGGCCAACAUGGCCUUGUGGACUCAAAUGAACUGGCCUUAUUUCAAGUCUGUCUUUGCCUCUGGAUCAAUCAAGUCAUUCAGCUUCUAAAUGCUGUUGGGCCAUUGAGGCAUUUUGUGGUUGAAAGGUAAGAUUGAGCAUCUUAUGUUCAAUGUCUGUAUACACCCAUGUUUCAUGGGUUUCUGAUCUACUGUGGAUAUUUGAGAAAUGUAGUUUGUACCAGCACUACUGUGAAGUGGAAACAGGGGAACUGGUUAUUGCAUUUUACUGUACUCUAAGUUGCCGUUUCAAACAGGACCAAUACACAAAA
Alosa sapidissima (American shad) is the source of this 2630-nucleotide messenger RNA. RefSeq names its product ribose 5-phosphate isomerase A (ribose 5-phosphate epimerase) (gene rpia). Gene Ontology annotation, biological process: pentose-phosphate shunt, non-oxidative branch; D-ribose metabolic process. The record is from RefSeq and is a predicted model, not a curated record. The transcript has 9 exons. NCBI's taxonomy places the organism in Eukaryota, Metazoa, Chordata, Actinopteri, Clupeiformes, Clupeidae. The coding region runs from base 66 to 917 and encodes 283 amino acids. Gene Ontology annotation, molecular function: ribose-5-phosphate isomerase activity. Gene Ontology annotation, cellular component: intracellular membrane-bounded organelle.